AUGUUGCUAAGACGAUUCUUUGAACGAGCACGUACUCGUUCAUCCGGUGAUACAAAUAAACAAACAUGUUUAUGUACAACAGCUAAACGAGAUUCAUUCUAUGAUGAUUUACCAAAAUCAUCUACUAAAACUAAUGAACAACAUUCAAUUGAUCAAUAUGGAUUUUUUCGAUCAGGUAUAAUAUUCAUUUUUGAUUGUUGUUGUCAAUAUUGUUCUAUUGAUCAUUAUAUUAUCCUAACUAUACCAAUAAAUAGAAUAGUAGACAACAUCUGUGUUUAUUUAGAUAAACCACGACGAUUAAUUCGUCAAGCAAAUACAGAUGAAUCUGAUGGUGAAGAUGAUAUGAGUAUAAGAGAAAAACUACGACGUGCAUCAUCACAAUCACCUGCUAAUAUUCCAAUGUUAGUUGUUGUGACAUUUAAUCCUGAUGCGAAAGGUUUACAGAAGAAGCAAAUUGAAAUUCAACGAGGUUUUCCUGUGAAUGCACAAUUUAUUGUAAAUGAAUGGUUAUUUAUUAAGACAGCUGAUAAUGAAGAAGGUUUUGUUCCAUAUGUCUGUUGUUGUCCGAUUUUACGUCGACAACCAUCGAAACACACAAAUGAUAUGGAAAAUUUUUAUAAACCAUAUGAUUUCGAAUUAAAUAAAACAUGUCAAAUAAAAUCUCCAUCAACCAGUAUUCCAACAGUAACACCUCCAGCAAAUAAAAAAUUUUCUUUAGUAUCAACACUUGGUUCACAAUCAUUUUUAUUUCAAAAUUCAUUUUCAUGUAAAAAACGUCAAGAUGUGACAUCAUCAUCAUGUGGUGGAGAUUCAGGAUUUUCAGAUUGUGAAUCAUCAUCACAUAAUCAUCAUAGUUUUGAUUUAUCAACACAACGUUAUACACGUUUAUCAAAUAUACGUCCAUUACGUUCAUCUUCAAAUGUAUUAAAAAAACAAGGUCAAAUUGUACAAGAUUUUUCUAUUAAAAAAUCAAUUAAAAGUAAUAUAACAACUUCAAAAUCAGAUGCUUCUCAUCGAUUGAAAUCUCAAUUGUCCGUAUCCACUAAUAGUGCAUUUACACAAUUUGUUAAAAAGCAUGUUAAUCAGAAUCAACUACAAGAGAGCAAUCAACGUCAAUCAUCCUAUUCAAAUACUCGAUUAUUUCAUCAUCAACAAGAAAUAUCAUCAAUAUCAUCUUCAAUAAGUAAUCUUCGUCGUCCAUAUGAUAGUUAUGAUGAAACAAGAAAUUUUUCAUCACCAUCUUCAAAAUGUCCUAGUUCUGCUGGUGUAAGUAGUACUGUUUCUUCACCAUAUAUUCGUCGUACACCAUUUGCUCGACGUUCUCUACCACAUCAUCCUAUAUUAAAAAAACCUUUAAAACCCAUGUUAUCAUCAUCACCGGACCCAUUUAAAACAACACCAAUUAAAAAAGAACAACAAUUACGACAUGUUGUUCUUGCUGAACCAUCCUUACCACCAGCUAUUACACCAUUUCAAUCGACAAUGGAAAGACAUUUUUCAGAUUUAAGUCUUAAUCAAAUUGAAAAUGAUUCAUUAGUACCAUCGACAUCUGCAGUAUUUGUUUAUAGUCGACCAUCUCUAUCUUGUUCAUCAACAAGUUCAGCAUCAACAGUAUCAUCAACUGAUGAUAGUACAACUUCAUUUAUACAUAUUCAAAUGAAUAAUUCUAGAUGUGAUGUUAUACAUCGAGGUGAUCCUAUACCACUUGUUUUUUCUUCAACAAAUAAUAACAAUACAACAGCAACAGCCAAAUCAUCCAGUUUUAUUCAUAAUGUUUCGAUAACUGUCUAA
Adineta steineri is the source of this 1791-nucleotide messenger RNA. Lineage: Eukaryota; Metazoa; Rotifera; Eurotatoria; Adinetida; Adinetidae. The record is from the annotation of a GenBank genome assembly.